CUGGGUAUAUAAAGACCCAGGGCUACGAGGGAAAGCCAAUCACUGGGUGACUUCUGUAGGAGAAAUGGUGAGAAAAAUUUUUGUACUGUUCUUCCUCCUGACAGUGGGGAAUUUGGGCCACUGUCAGGAAUGGGAGAGUCUUCUUUUCAUCAAGAUGGAGGUAUUACUGGCGAAGCAGGAAACAGCCUUAGUGAAGCAAGAAGCAGCCAUGAGCCAGCUGAAGGGAAUGCAGGAGAAACAGGAACAGGUCGAAGGCAAACUUCAAGAAAUCCAGGAGAAACAAGAACACAUCGAAGGCAAACUUCAAGAAAUGCAGGAGAAACUUCAACACGUCGACAUUAACCUUCAAGUAUCAUGCCCAGCUCCGUACACUGACGUGGGAGGAAAGUGUCUCUACUUCCACACUGCAACAAAUGACACUUGGCUUAACAAGGAAACAUUGUGUAUUGGACUUGACGGUCACCUGCUUAAAAUUGACGACGCAAAUUUAUUUUAUGACAUCGUCAAUCAUGUCAAAGCCAAAGAACCUGACACGACCUACUUCUGGAUUGGAGGCUCUGACGCAGCCACCGAAGGGGACUGGAGGUGGACAGACUAUACCAAAGUCAAAAUGGGUACUCCUUUUUGGGGCACAUAUAGCAUGAAAACCCCACAACUACAGGAGCCCCAAGGAGGAACUAGGGAAAAUUGCAUUUGUCUGAACAAAAAUCUGAUGUUUUACUUCCAUGACUAUUCAUGUAACUACGAAUUUGCUGGAAUCUGUGAACAUAAUGAAAGUUGAACAUUUUGAUGCUGAUUAUCAGUUCUGAAUUGGGUAAUAAUGAUGUUAUCAUUAUAAUCCGUUUGAAAUUUAAUGUACAAGUGCUUAAUCAGAUAUUUUUAGAUACUUUUUUGUCAAAUUUUGGUUCUCUUAUUCAACUAAUCCAUAAGACUUGUAAGAGACAGAAAAUAAAAUAAAUUCACUGAGGGAAACAA
Messenger RNA from Macrobrachium nipponense, 975 nucleotides. RefSeq names its product C-type lectin domain family 17, member A-like. Gene Ontology annotation, molecular function: transmembrane signaling receptor activity. Bases 65 to 781 code for a protein of 238 amino acids. Lineage: Eukaryota; Metazoa; Arthropoda; Malacostraca; Decapoda; Palaemonidae. The transcript has 6 exons. The record is from RefSeq and is a predicted model, not a curated record. Gene Ontology annotation, cellular component: plasma membrane.